UAUAUACAUAUAUUAAAGAGGACAGGACAGCAACAGAAACAAACACUUACAAACGCAAACAGACAUACACACACUCACAGCCUCCAUAAUCCAACAAAACCAACAAUCAAACUAUUCUACAGCGCAUUUUCUCUUCAUCAGAUCGGACCGAUUAACCUGCAAUGGGAGUAGAAGUCACUGAUAUAUGCAUGGACAAGGAGUCAGAUUGUGUUGUUGUUUAUUCCAAUGGUGUUUCCCAUGAUUCCACUCACGAAACUGUUCCCAAUGUUCUAGAGUCGUAUGAGCCUAUCAAUGGGGUACCAGAGCUUCAGAGUUCAGAGGAGAGCUCUGAGGCAAAAGAAUAUGAGGUGAAGGAAUGUACAACUGAAGUUGCAUUUGAGACUACUGAAGUUCCCUGUGCUGAAAAAAGUAAGGAGGACAAGAAUGUUGUGAGCUCAAACUUUGUGGAUGAGGAGAAGGUCAAAUCAGGAAAUGAGAAAACAAAAGAUGAUAAUAAGUGUCGGCCCCGUGUUAAGCAUGCAUCAAAAGCUGCUGCUGGAGUUGUUCGUACAAAACACACAGUUCCUCAGCCAUUUGCCCUAGCAACUGAAAAACGUGCUUCAUCUGGAAUUCGACCUACUGGAUCUGACCUUAGUGCCACUGCUGGCACAAAAUCAUCUUAUUCAAACAAUGUGCUACAUCCAAACACCAUAAAGCAGAAUCAGCCACUUGGAGUAUCGAGAAAGCCAUUGCAACCAAAUAACAAGAAGCAUCCUGAUGAAGAAGAUACUUGUUCUGUCACUUCCAUUACUGCAGCAUCUGCUCGGACUACUAAGUCCAGGAGUGCUGCUGCAUCAGCUCCAGUAUUUAGGUGCUCAGAACGUGCUGAGAAACGGAAGGAGUUCUAUUCAAAGUUGGAAGAGAAACACCAAGCAUUGGAGGCUGAGAAAACCGAGAGUGAAGCAAGGACCAAGGAAGAGAAGGAGGCAGACAUCAAGCAAUUGAGGAAGAGCUUGUUGUUUAAGGCUAAUCCGAUGCCAAGUUUCUACCAUGAGGGACCACCACCAAAGACCGAGCUGAAAAAGCUUCCACCAACUCGCGCAAAAUCACCGAAGCUGGGCAGAAGGAAGAGCUGCAGUAAUGCAGUAAAUCCAUCUCAGAUAGACAAGGUUAAAGGAGCUUGCGGCCGGGGAAGUCGACAGAGCUUGGGCAGUUGCAAAGAAGAUGUUAACAGAAAGGAUCAAUAUAACAUCCUGAACGGCCAUGCUGUAUGCAAAAUUGAUGAAAAUGGGCAAGAAAAGGACAACUCAAAUCCACCUGAGGUAAACGAAGAGAGUACUGAAAGCAUUGGUGUUUAGUAUUAAGUUCGUGUUUGAGUUAUUAAUUUAUAAGAGGCAAAAGGUUCCAAUUCCUUUUGUUUUUUUUUUUCUUUUUUCUCUUUUUGUGACUUCUGUGAAGGAUGUGCAUCUCAUUCCCUUUAACUUGCAACGACUGGUUGCCGUGUUUGUAUAAUGUAUGAAGUGUAAAUUUUCUGUAAGUUAUCAUAUCUAUAUAAAAUAUCCUCAUUUUUCUGUAA
Molecule: messenger RNA, 1555 nt
Organism: Ricinus communis (castor bean)
Lineage: Eukaryota; Viridiplantae; Streptophyta; Magnoliopsida; Malpighiales; Euphorbiaceae
Product: protein WVD2-like 3
Exons: 7
Coding region: 162-1337 (391 amino acids)
Biological process (GO): microtubule cytoskeleton organization
Molecular function (GO): microtubule binding
Source: RefSeq, a predicted model, not a curated record